AUGCGGCUUAUUCGAUGCUACGACAAGGCUGGAAAAUAUGUAAAGUUUGUCAAUUCAGUUGAUGCCAGCUUUCCAAACAGGGUCGUUUCCAUUAAACUCAUAAAUAAUAGGUUUGGCAACGGAAUCGAUUAUGAGGCUCUCUCCGUACUGCUCAGGACUGCACCCCAAAAGUUCGACAAAAUAACCAUAAUCAAUGAAGCCAGCUUGUCGCCAGCGUAUCUGGCUUUCUUGGUGGCAGCAUUUAACAAAACGAAUUGUUUGGUCCUUAAAUCAUGCCUUCGCAGUGAAGCUGAGUUUAGCUGUUUGGUUGCUGGUCUUGCACAGGCCGAUGGACUUCGGGAGCUACAUAUGAAAAUGGAGAGAUACGAUGUUCCAGAUCACCUGUUUUUGAUGGUGCUACAAGCUAUUUCCUCUUCUUCGUCUCUCGAAAAAGUGGACUUGGAAUCCAGCAACUGCCUUUCUGAGGACAAUUUGACAGAUCGCUUGAUUGAAGCAAUCGAAACAAAUCGCUCCCUGAAAGCCCUGUCUCUCUUUCUCGACUGGGGUGACGAUGAACACCCAUUAGUUCUGCAGCAAGUAUUUGUCGCCAUAGUCCGCAAUGGUAGAGUGAAAGACUUGUCAAUGGGUUACUACCAUGCGUUGUACCACACUGGACAGUCCCUUUAUCAGGAAAUUCUGAUGGAGGCACUGUGCAAUCAGGAGUGUAGGCUUGAAAAACUUCGCCUAAAUCGUAUCAAGAUAGUACAAGAGGCUGGAACUCAACAAGUUUCAGAUGAUUCAAAGGAUGACAUUCCCAAGAACACAUCUUUAAAACAUCUUUCGAUCACAAAGUGUAGACUGGAUUGCUCACAAGUCACAACCAUAAUGCGCCGACUUACGUCACUUCAUGCUGUUCAUUUGAGUGGAAAUAGUUUGCAAUCCAUGUUUAUGUUCGAUGAUUUGCUCCUGAAAAAACAACUCCAAAGUUUGGUUAUCGAAAACAACAAAGUGGGCGAGGCAGAUAUAAAAAGCUUCUUGAUGCAACUACCAGCUACGCGGUCUCUCCAAAACCUGGAACUAUGCGGGAAUCCUUUUCUGGUGUCGAAAACAUGUGUUCGGUUGCUAGGAGACUGCAUGUCGCAAAACACUAGUCUUGAGAGAUUGGAGUUGGGGGAAGAUUUGGCAGAGCACCACCUCAACACAUUCAGUGUUCCGCUCAGUCUAAAUCGAGCUGGACGACAGUACUUGCAGAAUGAUGCGGAUGUUGCGUUGGCCACUAAUCUUUGGCCGAUGAUUUUGCACAGAGCUGGGACAAAGCUCUGGUACUAUGAUAUUGGCGAUAGCUGGAAACACCCAGCCAAUACCAGGAGGCGAGUGGAUGCUGUAUUUUGGCUGCUAAGGGAGAGAAUACUCAUUUCAUGA
This is a messenger RNA of Cylindrotheca closterium, 1401 nucleotides long. Lineage: Eukaryota; Bacillariophyta; Bacillariophyceae; Bacillariales; Bacillariaceae. The record is from the annotation of a GenBank genome assembly.